AUGGAGAUAUGGACGAAAAUAUCUAAGGACGAAGCUGAUGAAAUAACUGACGUAGUAAAAGCUGCGCACUGCGCAUUCUGGUGCGAGCCAGAGACGAAGACGAUCAGAAACACUCCUGUCAAGGCGAUUUUGAUGAUGCAGCUCCGAUCAGACGGGCUCUUGGGAUUUCCAGGAGGAGUAGUCGACGUGGGAGAGACUGUUCUUGAAUGCUUGAAACGAGAACUUCGCGAGGAAAUGGCACUUGACAACGCAAGAUUCCCAGUCGGCGAAGACAAUUGGGUGUGUGCGCAUCUUCGUCAAACCGAACAACUCGAUGGUUCUUUCAAAAACACACAAUUAUCUCAUUUUUUCUCGAAAAAAUUGGACAAAGAAGUCUUCUAUGAAAUCGAGAAAAGACAACUGGAAGCUGAACACUGGGGUUAUGAAAUCUUUGGACUGAUAAGAGCGCCUGUGCUAGAAAUCACUACAGGAAGCGUUGCUCAGAAAUAUCCUGGUCGUGGAUUUGGCUGGUUCCUGACGCAAAGCUUUAUUCACUGCGCUCGAGAGCAGAUGGCCGAAAUGAUCAUUUACGAAGGAAUUUUGACAAAAGACGAGAUCGACCGAUACUUCGAAAUGUCUCAAAAUCCGGAGCUUCGAGAAAAAUUAAUCAACAGCUCUUGCCUUACUGAAAAUAAGACAAGAAAAUGA
This is a messenger RNA of Oikopleura dioica, 687 nucleotides long. The record is from the annotation of a GenBank genome assembly. NCBI's taxonomy places the organism in Eukaryota, Metazoa, Chordata, Appendicularia, Copelata, Oikopleuridae.